AUGGCAACCUCACCUUUCACCCAUCUUCUCUCUUUGCCUGAAGAGACGAUUGACAUAAUAUGCCAGCACUUUUGUCCCUGCUGCAGCAAUAGCCCCUCUCCUCGAUACUUCUUAAGCUCCGAAUGGUCAAACCCGGCUUUUGACAGAAAAUGUCUACUCGCCUUAUCUCUGACAUGCCAGAAACUCAAGCGUAUAUCCCAUACGCACUUGUAUCAUAGACCGACGGGGUAUGAUUUCCUUGGUUUCAUCAAUACCAUUGAUGAAACCCCAGCUCUUGGUCAAUCUGUCAAGGAGCUCUAUGUGAACGGGGACGUAAUGACGUCUCUGCGUCUUGGAUAUUAUAAACAAUUCGAGAAUAGAAUACACUACGCCGGAGCAAGGUGGAAAUUGAUCGCCGAGGUCUUCGAUUCCAUCAUGCCUGCUGUUCUCUCUUUAACACCAACGCUCACCAAGCUUGAGGUUUAUGUCCAGACGGACCAGGACUUCUCGAAGACCCAGUCUGGGUGUCUCCUGAAUUUGAUGGAACUAACUAUAGGCUUUUCAGGGAAUUUAUACACCACAUAUUUGUACGGCAUGGGCGGACUGGCUGGUCUCUUGCACGCAGCACCUCGAUUGGAAAGAAUCGAACUGCUCAACUUCAAAACGUCGACGGCAACCCUUUAUCACGACAAUGUCAAAGAACUUACACUGAGAUCAUGCAUGAUUCACAUCGGUCGAAUGACUUUCUUGAUACGUGGCUUUCCAAAACUACAAACCUUGCGGUUUAGUGCACCAAAGUAUUGGCAACGUUCUAAUAACGUGAGUCAACAAACAGGUCGCACGUACAAGAUCGAGGAUCUCUUGAUGCUGAGAAGCGACACGCUCAAACACCUCAUACUCGACUAUCCUGGUAUUGCGUUCGAUGACCCUGGUGAAAUAGUGAUCCAAGAUCUCUCAAUGAUGAAGGUCCUUGAGACACUGUACAUCGACAGCAGUAUGCUGCAUCGCCGAUGGGAGCAGGAUCGCCUGCGUACACAAAGGCUUUGUCACUUGCUUCCAAGAUCCAUCAAGGAGUUCGGCCUAAUGGGAAGCGCAUAUCCGUUGGUACAUGGCGAGGUUGUGCAGUCCAUCAAUAUCUCGGCCCAGGCAUUUCCUCACUUGAAAAAGGUAGUUAUCACGGAGUUUGACAAAGAAUGGCGAGAUGAUGGGGAUGAUUGGGAAAGGACGUAUGCCUCGGCUUGUGAAGCUGCCAACAUAGAGCUUUCAUCUUGGCUGCCUCCAAGCGUACAGCAGUUUAUGACCCAGCGCGGCCCGUAG
Fusarium proliferatum ET1 is the source of this 1296-nucleotide messenger RNA. RefSeq lists its product as uncharacterized. The record is from RefSeq and is a predicted model, not a curated record. The transcript has a single exon. NCBI's taxonomy places the organism in Eukaryota, Fungi, Ascomycota, Sordariomycetes, Hypocreales, Nectriaceae. Bases 1 to 1296 code for a protein of 431 amino acids.